Paramuricea clavata is the source of this 9009-nucleotide messenger RNA. The record is from the annotation of a GenBank genome assembly. Lineage: Eukaryota; Metazoa; Cnidaria; Anthozoa; Malacalcyonacea; Plexauridae.
AUGGAAAGAAAGACUUUACCCACAAAGAGAAAAUUGUCGGCAAAUAUUUGUGAAGAAAAUCCAAGAAACAAAAAGAAGAAAAUGAGAAGUAAUGAAAAAAAUAAGAGGAAAAAUGAAAAGUCAUUAGUAUGUGAGAAAUCUAAUGAAGGAACCAUUAUUAAUGAUAAAAUAUCUGAUGAUAGUAAGACUUCUGCAAAAAAAGUAGCAAAAGGAAGCAAAACACAAACUAGUAAAGCACAGAAAGCUGUAACACCUACACAAGAAAAGUGUCGUAAAAAGUCAGUGAAUAAUGAAAGCUCUGAUGAAUUGCCGUUGUCUGAAAUAAUAAAACGAAGCAAAGCAGAGCAAAAUGUUAAGGAAAAACUUCCUAUAAAAAAGAAGCCGAAGAAAUGUUCACCUUCAAGUCAGGUAGGAAGAACAGUUGAGGCAAAGGUUAAAAUAGUGAAGAGUGCUACAAAUUUAGACAGUUCUAGUAAAAAUGCUGCAAAAAAAGAGAAGAAUGAAGUGUCUUCAUGCCCCAAAGGAAAAUCUUUCAAAGCAAAUAAUAAAAAUACUCUCACUGAUGUUGACCAGACAUCAAAUAGAGACACUACUAAAGUGAAAGAAAAAGUGUUCAAAGCAAAAAACUCUGAUCAGACAUCAAAUAAAGAUGCUAAAACCAGCUCUUCCAACAAACAAGAAUGCAAAGCACCUUCACCUGUUAAACAUAAAAGAAAGGCAAAAGAUUUUGAAGAUGCCAAAGGAAACAGUUCGGCAAAAUACAAACAACUUUCUUCAAAUGAAACAAAAUCUAGGAAAGAAAAGGUUAGUUUAGGUGAAGAACAAACUGUCGGACAUCUUUCUGUGAAAGAAAUGGCUAAGGAAGGGAAAGUUAGUGAGAGAAUUGUUGAAGAUUUUGAUGAUUCUGAUGAGGACGGAGAUGCAUCUGAAAUGGAUUGGGAGGAUGUUGCAGGUAACUGCUCUUUGAAAACUAAACUAACUUUAUUUAUACUGGAUAAGUUUUGUCAGUUUGGAAUUGUUCUCCCUGGAGGCCCAGUGGGUCAUAUUCCUUCCAGAUCUGGUGUUACAGCAGGAAGAAAAUGGAGAACCUGGAGAAAACAUGAAGUGUGGUACAUGUUUUGGUAGAAUAACACUAGAGGAAGGCAGGUAUAAAAGUUGUACUGGAUCGCUAGUGUAGCCGGACCCAACCCUGCAUGAUCCAAAACCUAACCCUGACCUGAAGCAGGCUAGCAAUCCGGUGCAACUUUUAUACCUACCUCGGGGCAGGAUAUGGGGUUAGGUCUAGUCCGACUAGUGAUCCGGCCCGCCUUUUAUACCUGCCUCUAGAAGAACACUUAUACUAGAUAGUUAUAGAUAAUAUGGAUAGUUGUAUAAUGUACAUUUUUUGGUACCGUAGAAGUAUCUGGCAUAUUUGAUGACAGUGAUGCAGAAAAUGUAACCAGCGACAUGCCAUCGACAAGUAGCAAUGUUGAAGUGACGCUCACUGUGCCGGGGCAGAAGAAGAGCAAAUGUGGCAGACCGUAUGUGAAAUAUUUCCAUAUUUAGACAUUUUCAACUAUGUGUACUUACUAGGUAGAUUUCAGUAAGAUCUAUCAUGUCAAUCAUCUGUAAUUAUCAGAGUUAUUAUUAUUCAUUCUUUUCAUUGUUAUAGUCUGACUUGUAUUUGGUGACAUAUAUAAUUAUAAAAAAGACAGAGAUUAACCCACUGAGUAAAAUAAUAAAGUAGGGUGCAUUAGGGCAUAAUCCUCAUGGAACAUAAAACGAGGGCAACCUCACCUUGUGUGCUUGUGGAAUUCUCUACCACCCGCUCCCAUGAAAUCUUUCUGAAAGGCCACCUACAGUAAAUCUCUUAUUUCUUCAUUGCCACAAUAUCACAGAUCCCAAGAAGAAAUCAGAAAAUGGAUCCAGCGGAAAAUCAACCGAGUGAAAAAGGAAGGACAGAUUACUGCUCACAAGGUGAGGUUGCAAAUGAUGCUGGCUACAAUAGGUCUUGUAAUUAGGACUGUGUCUGUUAAUUAGAGGAUCAUGCCUAUACUCACCUCUGAGUUUUUUCCACCUCAUUUGAAGGUUCAUUUGUUGGCACUGUUGGCCAUAGGAUUAAAGAAAAACGAAAUGUGUAACAAUCCACUUGUAAAGGUAUAAUAGAAUUUUGAUAUGCUUUACAGUGACAUGUCUACAAAAGACAACUCAACCUCGUUUACAUGAAUGGGCCAACCAGGUAGAACCUCACACUUGCCUGUGAUAAAUUUAAUCAAGCUUUUGUUGGUAGAUGCUACUCAGGUAAAUGCAUCCUACCAAUGAAAGCUUGUUAUUAUUGCCACUAUACCUACACUAGCACAGACAGUAUGAUAAAUUUAGCUUGCCAAUAUGCAUGUGUUUUGAUAUUUAACUUUCAAAUAUUUAGGCUGUUGGACUAUCGCUUCUUCCAGAUGUGUUUGCUCAACGUAAAGAUUUGAAAACUUGGGAUAUCCCAUAUCUCACAAGAAUUACCACUUGGUAAAAUAUAAGGAUUACAUUUUGUUGUUUUUAGUAUACUCUGCAAAGAACAGUACAAUUUUUACACCAAUGCAAAAAAAAUACUCCUAUGCUGUCCACCACAUGCAUGCAAGACUACCGAUUACAAUACUACAUGUCUACAUAUACAGGGGAUGAAGUGUUAUCACCAUACAAUAUAGUACAUGAUUUUAUUUUUCAAAAUAUUGAAGGAUGAAAAACAAGGCGCCAAAUCCAGGAGAAGUUCAUACCGGAAACUCUGAGGUAACGGAGUAACGUUCAGAGAAAAUAGACCAUUCAUUUUAAUAAAAAAUGAAUUUGCUGCUGAAAAUACAAAUGGUAUAUUAAAUUUGUGUUUAUUUAAACAGAUUUUUACAAUUUUAACCUUAUUAGUGAGACCAAAGACGGGUUUUCAUGCCCGCACUUUUUACUGUUUUAGGCAACGUAUCUGAUGAGAGUUUUAGAAAAGAAAGUCUAUGUAAGUUCAACUUAACGACGGACUUUAUGUUAAUCAAUAAGACCGAUUCUUCAUCUGUGCUAAUGAAGAUCUGGGCUUAUACGGAUUCAAAGUUUUGCAAUGAUAAAAUAAUAUACGUGAUAUUUUCUACAAACCAAAGCAAAAAUUAUAUUAUAUCUCCAUGCAAACAUACUAUGUAUUAUUUUGGACCUUUUCUUAUACUCCGUAUAUAAAGCUGUUACUACAUGCAUAAACUUAGAAGAUUUGGCGAUAGGCAAUGGAUCUAAAUGUAGAAAAAAGAUGUACUUCUCAGCGUUUCAAGUCUCGUAUUCUCGUGCGUGAUAAUAUGCUCAGUUUCCCUGUGUUAUCCUUACAGUUGCUUAUCGUUAUCCUUCGUGCUUUGGGUUUGUCUGUUCGUCUGGUCAUGUCACUACAGGUAAAAUAGUUUCUUUCUACUUAUACUAGAUGAGGAAGCUCAGGAAGGCCUGUUUUAAUCAUUGAACUUAUGUGCAGCCGAUUCUAAUCUUAACCUACUGAAAAGCUAGGAAGACUACAUUUGAAUAAACGGGUUAGAUUUGCUUAAAGUCGUUCUCUCUGUACUUUCCGUAAAAGCAACAAGUUGAAAUUUAAUUAAGCCGCUUGAUAGAAAAUAAGUAAAAUUUCUUGUUUCAGGUUUUGAGCAACAAAAUUGAGGAUGUUAAGAAAGUAAGUAGUACGUGUAUCUACGGUAAGCUGACACACUAUAUAUUAUUUAUGAGAAUUGUCCUAUAUAUGAUCUAAUUAUCUGUUCCCAACUUCAGAGCAAGAAACCAGAAACAAAGCGAAACAAAACACCCGGGAAAACUAAAGAAACAACACAGCUGACAAAAACACCAAAACAAACGGCAAAAAAAGAAGCGAAAAAGACUCCAAAGGAAACUUUACUAACUAAACUUAAAGGCAAAUCGACUCCUGCAAAAAGUGGUACUCCGUCAACAAGUAAAAGCUCAAGGAAAAAGGCGAAAGUUGAUUACACAGGGGAAACUAAAAGCGAAUACUUUACCGAAAGCUUGUCAGAUGAUGACGAGGAUUUUGAGAUCCCCGCACUUAAGACACCGAAACGAGGCAGAUCAGGGGGGUCCCGGCCCGUGGAGCCACGUCAACAUGCGCCGGCAGGUGGCGAGACCAGCGGUAUAGUAAAGAAAGGUCAGUGAUGUUUUGAAUGUUCAUUGAGUUCAUGGUAUAUAGACUGAGAUUGGGUUUUAUAGUCUUAUUCGUCGCCAUGUUGUUAUAGGUCGUGAUAUCUGGAUCGAAGUGUAUCUUGAGAAAGAAAAGAAGUGGAUAUGUGAGUUGAUGUGCUCUAUAUAGAACUGUAGUGAUGAAUUUAACAAAUUAGUUGUUACCGCGUUUGUAUGUGUGCCUGUGUGUGUGUCUGACAGGAUGGUAACCUUAAAAAUAUCAAACUUAUCAAUACAAACCUUUGUGGAAUGUGUCAUGUGACAGGUUUUAAUGGACCUAUUCCCUAAUGAACAAAAUUUUGAUCUAGACAAAUCUAGACAUCGCAAAGAACAUCACAAAAUUAGUAAUAUUCCGAAAUUUCGUUGCGAAAUGUUGUAAAAUGCGUUUAAUACAGCCCUGCGAAGUUUGCCGUUUUUCAGUCAUUUUGUAUCACGGGAAAUUGAUACCUUUUUUCAGAAAGCGGUAUGAAUUACCCGUUUGUAAUACAAAAUGACUGAAAAUUGCAAACUUCGCAAGGCUAUAUUAUCCACAUUUUACAACAUUUCGCAACGAAACUUUGGAAUAUUACUAAUUUUGUGACGCUCUUUCAAGCUGUGAUGAAAUUUUUGUCUAGACUUGUCUAGAUCAAAAUUUUGUUCAUUAGGGAAUAGGUCCAUUUGAUCUAAACAGCAAGAUUUUGUUGGUAUCUCACUUGAUUGAAUAUUACUUGAAGGGUAUUGUAGAUGAAAAUUAUCCAGUAUAAAUUUAUAUACAUUUAUUUGACUUUAGGCUCCUGGCAGGAAAUCGAAUUUGUUAAUCACGUUGACUAUAGCCUCGCGUUUGUUAGCUAAGCUGAAUAAAACCUGCCAAACGCUCAUUACAAAUAAACUUCACUUUCGAAUAGACAAUAUGUUUAUCUGGGGGAUUGGUCACUCUUAGGUACAAACGGCAGCACUUUGAAUGCUUUACACAUUAUUUGGUAUAGGUAUAGACGGUGACAUAGGCAGCGUAAACCAGCCAGACGAAUGCGAGAAAUUGGCGACGAAACCAAUCAAAUAUGUCAUGACCUUUGAUAAUGGUAAGUAACAAAGCCUUUCCACGGAUUUCCUGUGCACACACACCCCUCCUCUCUUUUCCGGGGGCUUCUCCCCCUAGCUCCUCACUCUGCUGUGGACUGCGCCCCAGACCCCAGCAUUGGACAGUGGCGUUUCUUAACGAUUUCUACAUACAGCAUAAACAAUAUUUAUAUUUUCUAACAUUUGUGUUAUUAUGAAAUGUUGAUUUAUCAGAAUGUUCAAUCAAAGACGUGACACGGCGCUAUGCCAGUGGUUGGCUGACUACGACGCCCAAGCUGAGAGUCGAUCCUGAUUGGGUGACCAAAACAAUGAACUUUUAUCGAACUAAAAAUCUUGUAAGAAUUUUUUACGUGUAUAUCGUACUAAUUAUUUAGAAAUCACGGACCGAGUUGCACAUGUAAUCAUACUUUGCUCAUUAUUUCCAUUUAUCACGAAACAGAAACGUGACAAGAAAGAAGACUCGCUUCUCAAAGGUAGUCAAGUAACGGCGUGGUUUUAACUUGGAAAAUUUUAUUGUUUUUUUCAAAAAACACAAUUCAUAAAUACACUUGAUUGACAGGUAAUUAUUUUUUCCCAGCUCGACUUCUUCGAAAACCGCUGCCUCAAACUGUAUCGGAAUACAAGAAUCAUCCUUUGUAAGUUAGAAAACUAUUUGUCUCUAAGUAGAAUCAGAAAGUUGUAUAAUUGGUAUAUCUCAGAUUUUGUUUGUUGGUUUCCAGGUAUGUACUAAAGAGACAUUUACUGAAAUUUCAAGGUGAAUUUGACAAAUCAUUAUUAAUAAAUUACCAUAAAUUUUGUUUUGACAAAGGAUAUAGAAAUUAUUUACUUGUUAAACACGUUCUUUGACUGUUGAUUAUUAUUUAUUAUAAUCAGUGAGAUAUAUAUUAAAGAUCUUAAACCUAGUUUAAACAAACAAUCAGUGAGAACGUGUUUAACAAAUUUAUGAUGUCUCUGAAACCAGAAAUUGCUUGAAUAGAAUUCUUUCAAAUGCUUUCUUUUCCCAGCAAUUUACCCCGAGUCUGCAGCCACUCUGGGAUUUUGCCGUGGUGAGGCCGUUUACUCACGAGAGUGCGUUCAUACAGUAAGUAUAGCAUUUUAGCAGAACUAAAAAUUUAGUAUCCUUCCUUAUUUUGACACUUGCGAAACUUGACGCUCGAUAACGCUCGAUGCUUGCGUGAUCUAAUUUCAUAAAACAACGCCAGGGGAAGAAUCUUUGCGGUAUAGAGGGUUUCACUGAGCUCUAUCGUUCAAUGGAUAGUGGUGGGCGAGUACGUUAAGUCUGACAUACCCUGGCCAACUGGCCGUUAUCGAAGUUAGAAAAUAAUGUUGAUUUAUUUUCGUGACGUAUACCUUAAUUUUUCGAGUUGAAAAUAUUUUACAUUUCAGCUCCACACUCGAGAACUUUGGAUGAAAGAAGCUCGCGUUGUGAAAGUAAGCGAAUUAAUUUCAGAACAUUCCUAGUUUUGCAGUGUAUUUUCAUUUGAAUCACAUCCAUUUUCCUUAUAAUUUUAUGUAGGCUGGAGAAGAGACGUACAAAAUUGUGAAAGGAAGGAAAAGCAGGGUAGGCUUCUUCACUGUAAAAUCAGUUAACUUGAGAUUUUUUGCAAUAUUUAACCCAGUGAUUUCGCGUUUAGAGAAAAAUGUUGGAAAAUGUGGGUGAAGUGAAAGCAGAAUUAUUUGGCAGAUGGCAAACUAAAGAGUAUAUUCCACCACCAGUCGUGGAUGUAAGAAAUAUUGUUUGCAGAUAUAUUUGAAUAAUAGACCACUUUCGUAAUACAGAUGGAUUUAAACAUUCUUUUACGUACAUUUUAGUAAGCCUUUUCGGCCUCGUUUUUGUCACCAAAAUUGAACCUGGACGAGGCUAAGACGGCUUAUUAAAAUGUAUUUAAUAAACCCAUCAAUUGAAAUGGUUUGUAUCCGGAUAUAUUCUUGUUUUUUAGUUCAUCCAGAUCUUUUUUAAAUUUAAUUAAUAGUUUUAUUUUAAUUUGUCUGACGUUUCGGUUCCCUAUACGGAAACCAUUUUCAAAGACAAAAUAAAACUAUUAAUUUAAUGUAAAAAAGAUCUGGAUGAACUCGAAAACAAUUAAACCCAUCCGUAUUAUGAAAGUAGUUUAUAUCAUGCAUGUUUCUGAUUUUGGUUUUCUUGAUUCCUGAUAACUAUUAACAAACACUUCCAGAAUUUGCUUGACUACAUAAGAAACAAUAGCUUGCACUCGAGGUUGGCAAUAUGACCAAGCCGUGACCGUGGACAAUUUUCUGUUUUCAGGGCAAAGUUCCAAGAAACGAAUACGGGAAUGUUGAAUUGUUCAAACCCAGUAUGUUGCCUGCUGGCGCCUGCCACAUUCAAAGUAAUGUCAUGUUAAACAUUCUUAUGAAAAUAUCUUUAAAGGCUGCUUGGCUCCUUGUCAUGUGUUCUUAUUUACAACGCUAACAUUGCUUCCUAGUCCCAGGCAUACAUCGUCUCGCUCGGAAACUGAAUAUUGACGCGGCUCUUGCUGUUGUUGGAUUUGAUUUUCACGGCGGAUUUAAUCAUCCAAUGUAAAUAAUAUUACAUGCAUAUUCAUUUUCUUGCAUUGCCGGUUGCUCAUGUCCUUCAUCUAAUUAAUGGUUAAUAAUUUUUUUAGCAUGGACGGAGUGGUGGUUGGCGAGGAAUACAAGGAGCAAUUAUUGCUAGCAUGGGAUAAAGAGCAGGAUGAAAAGAUAGAGCGGGAACAAGCUGUACGUUUUGCAGAUAUUUAUAAAAAGCUUUUUAAAAGUGAUUUUGGCACGGGUGACAUGUAUACACUGUUUGCCUGUUAGUAAUGGUUGAGGGCAUGGUAUUGAAAAAGUAAUUCCGAUUACAGUAUGUGCAUCGCCAUCUAUAACAGAAAGUCAUAUAAUUGUUUUGCUUUGUGUUAGAAACGAGAAAAACGAGUACUUGAUAAUUGGACUCAUCUUGUGAGGAGUUUGCGUAUCAGAGAGAGGCUUAAACGAAAAUACAAUGUAGAGGUAGUGUAUUCAAACACUUGUUGCUGUAUGCGCUGUGUUGAUCCAUAGGGGCCAAAUGUUUUUUCAAGGAGGUAGAUUCUGAAUUUUAUUCUGUGUAGUUACAAAUGACGGCUGUCAAUGGUUACCGUAAAAAAGUUAUUGCUAAAGAAGGGGAAUGGAUGUUUUCGUAUGUUUUCAAUAUAGGAAGAUGUUGUGCCGAAGAGCAAAGUUAAAAGUGAUAGUCCAAAGGAAACAGAGGAUAUGACAGACAUAUCGUUAUCAUGGCCUCUGAAUAAACAAGGUAUCGUUCAAUAUGAUCAGGAAUUCUUGUAUGUUGUAUUACACACGUAAAAAUGUCACAACUUAUGUCGUCUAAAUCUCACAAGAUAUGUUCGCGACAGGCUUGUAGCAAGCUUGUCAACAAGUUGUAACAAUGUUGUUAUUUUAUCAAGUUGCUACAAGGUUGUCACUCGCAACUUGUUGACAAACUGUUAAAUUGCAGGACGAUAACAAGUUGUUGGAACAACUUGUAACAAGUCUGUUGAUCUCAACAACCUUGUAGCAAGUUGCCAACAAGCCGUUUAGUAUCAUUUUCUCACUCUCAUAAAAUUGUCGACAAAUUUGAAGUUGAGUGCCAUGUGUGACACUAUUUGAAACGCUUAAUAUCCUAAUUUGUUUCAUUUAGAGGGCAAAACAGCUCGCGAUGAUGAUGGACAUUGUCACGUGUUUUUAUCAGCCAAUCACGUGCAAGAUCCUGUCACGGGAGAAUGGAGCAAGACCUGUGCAUGUGGAUUGAAGGAGCCGCUUGAAGUGUUGUGA